GAUUGCUGAAAUUCUAUCUCCCUCUCUCUCUCUCUCCUCUUCCCGAAAUGGCUAAAUACUAAUCGCUACUAAUACGGCUGUGUAUACAUAUACAUAUCUUCCGGUGCAAGCUAUUCUUCAAGUCUCUCAAAUGCGCGGAUCUGUUUCGGUGAAUGCGGAAUCGGCGUUGGUUGGUGUUCUCGGAGGUUGACCACAACUUCUGAACCAAAGCCAAACGAAGUUGUCUGCCGGAGAUCGGAGAUGCUUGACGGUAUUCUCGGCCGCGGUUUUAGCUCUAAAUGUAAAUCGCUGAUAAAGGCCACUAGAUCGCGAAUUGAAUUGGUGCGGCGGAGAGCGGAAGCGAGGCAGAGGUUUCUCAAGGAGGACCUUGCGAAAUUGCUCGGUAAUGGACUUGACAUUAAUGCCUAUGGAAGGACUGAAGAAUUUAUGGCUGGCCAAGGCCUCUUAUCAUGCUACGGUUUUAUUGAUUUAUCUUGUGAGUACAUAUUGAAGCAGCUCCCAAACAUGCAAAAACAAAGCUUUUGCCCUGAAGAAUGCCGAGAGGCUGCGGCGUCCCUUAUGUUUGCAGCGGCAAGAUUCUCUGAUUUGCCAGAAUUACGUGAUCUCAGGGAUCUAAUUCGGGAGAGAUAUGGAAGUGAAAUAGAAUGUUUUGUCAAUCAGAAGUUUGUAGAGCAAUUAGCUUCAAGAACAACUGCCAUGGAGAAGAGAAUCCAGCUACUGCAAGAUAUAGCCUCAGAAUUUCAAAUUAGAUGGGAUUCGGCUGGCUUUCAACAGAGGAUGGCAUCUGCAGAGGGAAAGCUAAACAAGAUUGGACCUUCACACAGCUCUGCUGAUAAUUACAAUCUUGGUAGCCAAAAGGACAGUGUCUCAAAAACCAAUGUGCAAAAUGUUUUAUCCAAAGGAAAGCCUGAUACUUAUAAUGAUAAACAGAUAAGGAUCCAAGGCAUCGGAAAUGACAAGCUGGAUGAUCAUUUGUUUGGGAGGAAGGAAAACGCUAAUGAACAUAAACUGAUUGCCAACAAGGAAGGAAGCUAUUUAAUGACAGAAAAGAAUGAUUUUGUAGUUAACAAAAUGGAGGAAUUGACAGUUGGCAGAGACAGAGCUAAGAAAGAGAGGAGUGAUAAUUCCCAAUGGACAUCAAAAUCAGGCAAUUCAUCACGCAUUAGAGGGAAAGAUGGUGUCUAUAGUGGGCAUGAAGAGCAAGAAAGGAAAAUUUGUAACCCUCACGACAUUCCUAAAGUGAAAAGCUUUGGUGUUUUGUCCCAUGGACAAUUAGUGGCUUCAAAUUUUACAGGGCUCACUAGUGGUGAUGAUGUCUCUUCUACCAGUGACCCUAUCAGUGAAAAGAAGAAAGUGAUCUCAAUAGGAGAAAGUCAGGAGGACCAAGGGAAUAGCUUAAAAUCAUAUAACAGCUAUGCUCGUCCCCCACCCUAUGUCAAACCAAAAGACAAAACCAUUCCCCCUCCUUAUGUUAAAGUGGGUGAUACCAAAGGCAAAACCAGUAGAGGAUCUGAUCAUUUUGUUUCCGAAUUCAAUAGGCAUUUCACUGGUCCUUCCCACGGUAAAGUUGAUGCAGCUAGCAGCUCAGAGGAUAUCCGUAGAGGAUCUGAUCAACCUGACCAGAAUGUGGAAAAUUUUGAGCCUACUGGAAAGAAUAGUCAUCGUCAGGAGAGAGAAUUUUCUUAUGCGGAUGGCAUUCCCUUACCAAAACCAAGAUCUGUUAGGAGAAAGCAUCAUAAAUCAUCAAGAAAUAAUGAUGAUGCUGGAAAUUCUGAAGAUGCUAGGGUUGUGAAUAGAAGUAAUCGAAGAAGGGAACAUUCAAAAACAGGGCUACAGGUCUUGGUUGAUGAUAGGCACCACCGAAGAGAUGACGAGGAAAGGAUGAUAGAUAAACUCUUGAUGCACUACAGUAAGAAAUCAUCCAACUAUGACAUAGAAAAGUUAAGGAAAAAGCCAGAAACUCACGGUUCACACCUGAGAGGCAGUGAUACUGAUAAAUCCUCACAUGAGAGGAUCAGAAAAGAUGAAUGUGAAAUAAAUUCUGAUGUACCUCCACCACCUACAAGAUCUAUUUCUCUUCCACACGAACAAGCUACUCCUUCAGAGACAAAAAAGGUUUACAUGCGUGCCAAUUCCUUUCAGCCUGACAACCAGGCACGUCAUGUCCAUCCAAAAUUACCUGACUAUGAAGAUUUGGCUGCCCAAUUUGCUGCCCUGAGAGGAAUAUGAAGGUGGCUGGCCAUCUUGAGAGGAGAAACUAAUCACUGAUAUUCCUUGUUGACCUCCAAUCUUUGAUUCUUUGGGUUCGUGAGUUAUAAAGUGGCGUUAAAAAUCACAAGCAAAUACACGAGUACGACUUUCUUUCGUGAAUCUGCAUUCUUGAGUGUAUAAGUAUUGUUUACCAUUCAGUUUUACUGAUUGUAAAGUUGAACAAUUCAUGUAACAUUGUCUCCAAUGCCCCAUCUGUACUUGAGAGUUGAAAUUUAGAAUGUUCCACAGCUUAUUAGUCAAUGUUGAAUGAGACCUCUGCC
Molecule: messenger RNA, 2531 nt
Organism: Ipomoea triloba (trilobed morning glory)
Lineage: Eukaryota; Viridiplantae; Streptophyta; Magnoliopsida; Solanales; Convolvulaceae
Exons: 7
Coding region: 241-2229 (662 amino acids)
Biological process (GO): protein transport
Source: RefSeq, a predicted model, not a curated record